AUGCAAGAGGUGGUCAGAAAGGAGGUAUUGAAGUGGUUGAAAGCCGGAAUCAUAUAUGCGAUAUCCGACAGUGAUUGGGUAAGCCCCACCCAAGUCGUGGCCAAGAAGGGUUGGAUGACUGUUAUACAAGAUCUUGAUCGCUCCGGAGGACCAGCACAAGUCGGCCUUUAUUUGUCCUACGGUGUCUACGCCUUCCGAAAGAUGUCUUUUGGGCUUUGCAACGCUCCAGCCACAUUUCAGAGAUGUAUGAUGUCCAUCUUUCACGACAUGGUGGAAGAUAUUAUGGAGGUGUUCAUGGAUGACUUCUCGGUCUUCGGAUCGUCUUAUGAUCAAUGCAUGGAUAAUGUGACGAGAGUAUUGCAGAGAUGGGAGGAGACCAACUUAGUGCUCAACUGGGAGAAGUGUCACUUCAUGGUACGUGAUGGUAUUGUGCUGGGAUUUUAUAGGCGAUUCAUCAAGGAUUUCUCUCAGAUAGCUCGCCCUCUGACCAGUCUGCUAGCUAAGGAUGUCAAUUUCCAUUUUUCCGAAGAAUGUUUACAAGCCUUCGAAAUUUUGAAGAAGGCGUUGGUGAGUGCCCCCGUGCUUAUAGCUCCAAAUUGGUCUCAACCUUUAGAGAUCAUGUGCGACGCUAGUGAUGUGGUUGUAGGUUCGGCGUUGGGGCAAAGCCGGACUCUAGAUCCAGCUCAGGCAAAUUACACCACCACGGAGAAGGAGAUGCUAGCUGUGGUGUAUUCCUUCGACAAAUUUCGCUCAUAUCUCAUUGGAGCGAAAACUAUUGUGUUCACUGAUCAUGCCGCCAUCCGCUUUUUGUUUGCUAAGGUGGAUGCCAAGCCUCGUCUGAUUCGUUGGGUUCUUUUGCUACAAGAAUUCGACUUGGAGAUCCGGGAUCGAAAGGGGUGUGAGAAUGUGGUAGCCGACCACUUAUCUAGAUUGGAGCAUUGCUUUCAAGGAGAGAAUUUGAAGAGGCCGAUAAACGAGGAGUUCCCCGAUGAGCACAUCUUCUAUGCUCAAAGCUCGUCGCCAUGGUACGCGGACAUCGUGAAUUUCCUAGUAGUCAAGGUGGUCCCAGAAGGCCUCAACAAGUAUCAAAUGAGGAAGUUCUUUCAUGAUAUUUUCGAUGUAUGGGGGAUCGACUUCAUGGGUCCCUUCCCGCCAUCCUCCGGUCAUCAAUACAUCCUAUUGGCGAUUGACUACGUCUCCAGUUGGGUGGAGCCAAUUUUUACUCCGGUCAAUUCCUCUAAGGUGGUGAUAAACUUUGUGAAAAAAAACAUUUUCACGAGGUUCGGGGCGCCGAGAGCCUUACUUAGUGAUGGGGGGUCUCAUUUCAAAAACAAGUGGCUGGAAGUUGUGUUGGGCAAAUAUGGUGUCAAACACCGAAUCACUUCUCCCUAUCAUCCUCAAUCCAAUGGUCAAACUGAAUUGGCCAAUCGAGAAAUCAAAGGCAUCUUGGAGAAGACGGAGAAUGCCAAUAGAACGGAUUGGGCUUUGAAGCUCGAUGAUGCACUUUGGGCAUAUAGGACGGCUUAUAAAACGCCGAUCGGCAUGUCACCUUAUCAGUUGGUGUUUGGGAAAUCUUGUCAUCUUCCUGCCGAAAAGGAGAGGCAAGCUUAUCUGAACUUGCUUGAUGAGUUUAGGAAUGAGGCAUUUGAGAACACGGUAAUUUACAAGGAGCACCUCAAGACGUACCAUGAAAAGAUGAUAGACAAGAGGGAGUUUUUCCCAGGAGAUUUGGUGCUACUGUUCAAUGCACGUCUAAAACUCUUCCCCGGAAAGCUCAAGUCAAGGUGGUCCGGUCCUUUCAAAGUCAAGACGGUGAUGAAGAAUGGAGCUUUGGAGCUCGAAGCUAAUGAUGGGCGAGUGUUCACGGCCAAUGGUCAGAAUGUGAAGAAGUUCCACUCUAUGGAGCAAAAGGAAGAGGUGUUCCGGCUCUGUUUGGAGGCACAGUGA
This is a messenger RNA of Salvia hispanica, 1947 nucleotides long. The record is from RefSeq and is a predicted model, not a curated record. NCBI's taxonomy places the organism in Eukaryota, Viridiplantae, Streptophyta, Magnoliopsida, Lamiales, Lamiaceae.